AUGUCUUCCUCUCUCGCCCGUCCCAUGCUCCGCGCUCCCAUGCGCAUGGCCGCCCGCCGCUACGAGAGCACCGCCGGCAAUGCCGCUUCCAAGGCCCAACAGGGUCUAUCCAAGGUCACCAGCGCCGCCGGCCCUGCCAUUGCCGGCGCCGCCCGUGGCGUGGGCAAUGCGCUCGGCAAGAUUGGCGGCCGCACCGGUCGCCUGAUCAACUUCAUUCAGGCCAAGACUCCUCUCGUUACCUACUACGGCAAGGUCGGCCUUGAGCUUGCCAAGCUCGUCUUCCAGGGCCAGAAAAUGUCUCCUCCCUCCAUGGCCACCUUCCAGACCACCUACCAAAACCUGUGGACGAGGCUGCAGAGCCGCUCCAUCUCGCCGCAAAGCAUCAUUCAGCAGGUCCGCGGCCUCGGCGCCCCCCAGCUCGUCGCCGGUGGCGUCGUCCUCGCCGAGUGCCUCGGCUUCUUCACCGUCGGCGAGAUUAUCGGCCGCUUCAAGCUCGUUGGCUACCACGGAGAGGUUGCCCACCACUAA
Molecule: messenger RNA, 528 nt
Organism: Beauveria bassiana ARSEF 2860
Lineage: Eukaryota; Fungi; Ascomycota; Sordariomycetes; Hypocreales; Cordycipitaceae
Product: ATP synthase subunit g
Exons: 3
Coding region: 1-528 (175 amino acids)
Biological process (GO): proton motive force-driven ATP synthesis
Molecular function (GO): proton transmembrane transporter activity
Source: RefSeq, a predicted model, not a curated record